AAAAAAAUAAGGAGGUUUGUUGUGAUUGCUGCAAAGAGAUCAUUUUAUUAUUUCACUGUGCAUCUCUCUGGUGAUUGCAGGCGAAUACCAAGCACCGGAUUUGUUAUUGUUAAGUUUUUUUGUAUUAUUGUUUGUUGUUAAAUACAAAUUUUGGAAAAAUGGCUGAUUUACCAAGCUCACCUCCUCCGGCUACUCCCAGUGAUGCUGUGGAUAGGCGUGAUUUACGGGCUGCCAUGACAUCUCCCGUGGGUGAUUUCGAGCCUUUCGAAAAUGAAGAUGAAAUUUUGGGUGAUCAAACUGUUCGCGAUGAAGAGGAGGAAGAUGGAGAGGAAUUGUUUGGUGAUAAUAUGGAGAAUGAUUAUCGUCCUAUGCCAGAACUGGACCACUACGAUCCGGCGAUGUUGGACGAUGAGGAGGACUACUCGGAAAUGUCGCAAGGGGAACGUUUGUCUGCCGAAGCAGAGAUGCGAAGACGCGAUCGUGCAAAGGGUAUUCAUCGAGAUGAUCGCGAUCUUGGCUUCGAUCAGAGUGACGAUGAAGAUGAUGUGGGCCCCAGAGCUAAGAGAAGAGCCGGUGAAAAAGCCGCUGCUGGAGAAAUGGAAGAUGCAGAAAUGGUUGAAUCCAUUGAGAAUCUGGAAGACACCAAGGGUCACUCAACCAAAGAAUGGGUCAGUAUGUUGGGUCCACGAACCGAAAUUGCAAAUCGGUUCCAGUCAUUCUUGCGUACCUUUGUUGACGACAGAGGUGCCUACACAUACCGAGAUCGCAUAAGACGCAUGUGUGAACAGAACAAGUCAUCCUUUGUAGUCUCAUAUACAGAUUUGGCCAACAAAGAACACGUAUUGGCUUAUUUUCUGCCUGAAGCUCCAUUUCAAAUGCUGGAAAUAUUUGACAAAGUUGCCAAAGAUAUGGUACUGUCUAUAUUUCCCACUUAUGAGCGUGUUACCACCGAGAUACAUGUUCGUAUUUCGGAGCUUCCCUUGAUUGAAGAGCUGCGUACUUUCCGCAAAUUGCAUUUAAAUCAAUUGGUGCGUACUUUGGGAGUUGUCACAGCGACAACGGGCGUCUUACCACAGCUGUCGGUUAUUAAGUAUGAUUGCGUGAAGUGUGGCUAUGUCUUGGGACCAUUUGUACAAUCUCAGAAUUCUGAGGUGAAGCCGGGCUCCUGCCCAGAAUGUCAGAGUACUGGACCGUUUUCCAUCAACAUGGAACAAACGCUUUACCGCAAUUAUCAAAAAAUCACUUUACAAGAAUCUCCUGGUCGUAUCCCCGCCGGUCGUAUACCCCGCAGCAAAGAUGUCAUACUUCUUGCGGAUCUUUGCGAUCUCUGCAAGCCUGGCGAUGAGCUUGAAGUAACCGGCAUUUAUACAAACAAUUAUGAUGGCUCUCUAAAUACAGACCAAGGUUUUCCAGUUUUUGCCACCGUUAUUAUUGCUAACCACAUUGUUGUCAAAGAUUGCAAACAAGUUGUACAGUCACUCACAGACGAAGACAUUGCAACUAUUCAAAAAUUGAGCAAAGAUCCUCGAAUUGCUGAUCGUAUAAUUGCUUCGAUGGCUCCUUCUAUUUAUGGUCAUGACUACAUUAAAAGAGCAUUGGCUUUGGCCUUAUUCGGGGGAGAGUCCAAGAAUCCCGGCGAUAAGCACAAGAUAAGAGGAGAUAUAAAUUUGCUAAUAUGUGGCGAUCCUGGUACAGCAAAGUCCCAGUUUUUAAAAUAUACCGAAAAAAUUGCUCCUCGUGCUGUAUUUACUACCGGCCAGGGAGCUAGUGCUGUAGGUUUGACAGCUUAUGUACGCCGUAAUCCCGUCUCCAAGGAGUGGACUCUUGAAGCCGGUGCUUUAGUUUUGGCCGAUCAGGGCGUUUGCCUAAUUGAUGAGUUCGAUAAAAUGAAUGAUCAGGAUCGUACAUCCAUUCAUGAGGCCAUGGAACAACAAUCAAUUUCUAUUUCAAAAGCUGGUAUUGUUACUUCACUCCAAGCAAGAUGUACCGUUAUUGCUGCCGCAAAUCCCAUUGGGGGUCGUUACGAUCCUUCGAUGACUUUCUCUGAAAAUGUUAAUUUAUCAGAACCCAUUUUGUCACGUUUCGAUGUGUUGUGUGUGGUAAAGGACGAAUUUGAUCCAAUGCAAGAUCAACAUUUGGCUAAGUUCGUCGUCAAUUCGCACAUUAAACAUCAUCCAUCGAGUGACGCUGACAUCGAAGAUUCGCAAACAAAUUCUGUAAAUGAAAUACCACAGGAACUCUUAAGGCAAUAUAUUGUUUACUCCAAAGAGAAUAUCAGACCCAAAAUAGCGAACAUAGAUGAGGACAAAAUCGCUAAAAUGUACUCUCAAUUGCGUCAGGAAUCGUUUGCCACUGGGUCCUUGCCAAUCACAGUCAGACAUAUUGAGAGCGUCAUUCGCAUGGCCGAAGCACACGCUAGAAUGCAUCUAAGAGAAAGCGUUAUAGAAGCUGAUGUUAGUAUGGCCAUACGUAUGAUGUUGGAAUCAUUCAUCGAGGCACAGAAAUUCAGUGUAAUGAAGAAAAUGCGCGCAACUUUCCAAAAGUAUUUGGCCUUCCAGAAAGACCAUUCCGAAUUGCUCUUCUUUAUAUUGCGUCAGCUUACUUUGGAUCAGUUGGCAUAUAUACGCUGCAAGGAUGGCCCAUCUGCCACCCAUGUUGAGAUAAUGGAGAGAGAUUUAAUCGAGCGUGCAAAGCAGUUGGAUAUAUUUAAUCUAAAACCUUUUUACGAAUCGGAAAUUUUCAAACAAAAUGGAUUUGCAUAUGACGCCAAGAGGCGUAUUAUAUUGCAGAUUGUCCAGGAGGCUGCAGUAUGAAGUUCAACUUUUAUUACGACUUUAGAUUUUUCUUUUUUAGGACAAAGAGGUGUAUACAUUCAUAUAAGUUCAGUUAAGGUUUCAUAAAAAUAUGGCUAUUUGCCUCCUCCCUACCCGCUAUUUUUUACACAAAUCAAUGUUUGUAGGUCCAUAUCCACAUCAAAAACAAAAAUGGGUUCACAAAAUUUAAACAAAUGUGAACGAUAGUUCUUUAUUUCUAUUUUUUACUUACAACUUAAUUUUACAAAUAAAGAAAUUAUUUUAUAAAUAAUCUAACAGUA
This is a messenger RNA of Stomoxys calcitrans (stable fly), 3094 nucleotides long. It is a transcript of the gene Mcm2, whose product is annotated as DNA replication licensing factor Mcm2. Gene Ontology annotation, cellular component: nucleus; MCM complex. The record is from RefSeq and is a predicted model, not a curated record. The coding region runs from base 159 to 2813 and encodes 884 amino acids. NCBI's taxonomy places the organism in Eukaryota, Metazoa, Arthropoda, Insecta, Diptera, Muscidae. Gene Ontology annotation, molecular function: 3'-5' DNA helicase activity; ATP binding; single-stranded DNA helicase activity. Gene Ontology annotation, biological process: mitotic DNA replication initiation; DNA replication; double-strand break repair via break-induced replication. The transcript is spliced from 4 exons.